Molecule: messenger RNA, 5100 nt
Organism: Linum tenue
Lineage: Eukaryota; Viridiplantae; Streptophyta; Magnoliopsida; Malpighiales; Linaceae
Source: the annotation of a GenBank genome assembly
CCACUCGCUUCCGGCUUCACUGUGUCACCAUUCUUCUUCUUCUUCUUCUUCUUCUUCGGUCCUUCUCCCGCCCUCUCUUUCGAAUUGCCGCCAUGGAGUUCGGAGUCUCUGCCGCUUCGCAAUCCCUAACUCUGCUCUCCGGCACGCAAUUGCCGUCCGCGCUCUUGUCGACGAACUCAAUCCGGAGAGAGUUCCUCGGCUGCGGCCACAACCUCCGUCCUCCCGGCGGACUGCUCCGCUCCAGGGAGGCAAAAUGUCGGAAGGUAAGGAUUCGGAAAGGCCGGCCUCCUCGGCGAUUUGUGGUGGCGGCGAACUCGGUGAUGCUCGUGGUGGCCGUCACCACGGUGUCCGCCGUUUCCGUUUUCUACUUGAAUCGGUACUUGAAGACGAAGAAGGCGCAGGGGAAAGAGAGCUCCGAUGAGGCGUUGGCUUCCUUGAAUUCAGUAGUGACUCAUCUGAGCUCGAGCAUCAUGAGCCACAUUCAUGGUAAUCGGUCUUUACGACUCGGUGAUGCUCAGAAUGGGGUUACUCAAGCUCAAAGUAAGGAAGUCACGAUGAAGGAAGAUGAGAAAGUCUCUAUUUCGGUAACCACAGAUAGGCAUGUACAGCUUCAGGAGAUGCAUAUUGGUUCUGGAUUGGCUGAAACUGUGGAGUCUCCUGCUGUGGUUUUCGCUUCCUCUAAUGCUUUAGAUUAUGCGGAUUCCAAAGAAUCCGAAACUGCUGUUCUGUCUCCUUCAGCUUCUGUGACGGCUGCUUUGCCUCUUGUAUUUGAUGGAGAAACGUCUGAAUUCAUGCCAGAGAGGGCAAGAGAGGAAGGCGAGUCAUCUGCGCACGCAAGUGCCAAUGGACAAGUUCAGUGGGUGCAUAACGGUUCUGUGAUAACUGAAAUGAAUGAAUCUUGCUCUGCUGAUUUUCUGGCCUCUACUGUUGUUAACAAUGUGGCUUACAAAGAUUCGGUGGUGAGCCUGCCUGAAGCUGGUGAUAUUCGGUCAAUUAUCUUUGUGAAAGAAACUGUGGAUUUCCCAUUGGAAAAGAAUGGUCACAUUCCACAACUGAGGACUGAGUCAGCUGAUGAAGUGGCGAGUGCAGAGUCUAGCUCUACUUCGGUAACUAGGGAUGAUGAAUCAGGCCAAAUGUUUGACAUUAAUAGAUUUUCUGGCUCCAUGCAAGAAUCUAUGAGGGAAGGUCUUCACACAUUUUUUCAGUCAAAGGAAUCAGUGGUCAAAUCUGCUGAAAAGAAAGUUGGUUUUAAAUCAAUGUGUUCUAGUUCCUCACUACAGAGUAGAACCCUUUUUUCUUCUUUGAAAGUGAAUUCUGCACGGAAAGGGGCAGAAUUAUCAACACAGACGUCCCUUCAGACCCCAGAAAACUUGAACGGAAAAGUACAUCAGGCAAAUGAUGAAGGGGGUCCUGUUGAAAAAAGUACGAGAACAGGAAGCAUCAAAGCAAACAAGAAGGGAAGUGGACGUCUAAAACAUGAAAACAAUGGGAAGCCAUCAAAGCUCCCAAGUCCUAACGGGUUUCAUGCGAAUGAGAGCAACAAGCCACCAGAACAGUUCAAUGCGUACAAUUACUUGCUGAAGGAUGGGAGGUUAGUAGAGUGUGUAGAGUUUCUGGAAGACAUGGAAAGUAAGGGUUUCCUAGACAUGAACAAGGUCUAUCAUGCUAGGUUUUUUGACACGUGCAAACGUCAAAAGGCUGUGAAGGAAGCUUUCCGUUUCUGCAAGCUAAUUCCAAAUCCAACAUUAAGUACGUUUAACAUGCUUAUGUCUGUGUGUACAAGCUCACAAGACUCUGAUGCGGCAUUUCAAGUUUUAAGACUCGCGGAGGGUGCUCGAUUGAAACCUGAUUGCAAACUUUAUACUACUUUGAUAUCAACCUGUGCGAAAUGUGGAAAAGUUGAUGCAAUGUUUGAGGUCUUUCAUGAAAUGGUGAAUGCUGGAGUUGAACCUAACCUCCAUACAUAUGGGGCGCUAAUUGAUGGGUGUGCCAGAGCUGGACAAGUGGCUAAGGCAUUUGGUGCUUAUGGCAUAAUGAGGUCAAAGAAUUUGAAGCCAGAUCGAGUUGUCUUCAAUGCACUUAUCACUGCAUGCGGUCAAUCAGGAGCGGUGGAUCGUGCCUUUGAUGUAUUAUCAGAAAUGAAGGCUGAGAUACAGCCAAUUGAUGCUGACCAUGUAACUGUUGGUGCAUUAAUAAAGGCAUGUGCAAAUGCUGGUCAGGUUGAUCGGGCAAAGGAAGUAUACAACAUGCUUGAUGAGUAUAAAAUCAAGGGCACUCCAGAAGUUUAUACAAUCGCAAUUAACUGCUGUAGUGAGAAUGGUGAUUGGGACUUUGCUCAUCGUGUGUGUGAAGACAUGUUAAGAAAAGGAAUCCUCCCUGAUGAGAUGUUUCUAAGUGCAUUGGUUGAUGUCGCUGGGCAUGCGGGAAAAGUCGAUUUAGCAUUUGAAAUCCUGCAGGAGGCAAGAAAGCAAGGAUCGAAACUUGGAGUUUUGCCCUAUAGCUCUUUGAUGGGAGCUUGUAGCAAUGCCAAAAACUGGCGCAGAGCACUGCGCCUAUAUGAUGAUAUGAAGGCAUUCAAACUGAAGCCAACAGUUCCAACCAUGAACGCUUUGAUCACUGCCUUAUGUGAUGGAGGCGAACUGCAAAAGGCUAUAGAGGUGCUGACAGAAAUGAAGAGCUUUGGCCUGAAGCCAAACAGCAUUACAUACUGUGUUCUCUUGGUGGCGAGUGAGAGAAACGAUGAUCUUGAGGCUGGCUUGAUGCUUCUUUCUGCGGCAAAAAGAGAUCAUGUUACACCCACCCUGCUCAUGUACAAAUGCAUAAUUGGCCUGUGUGUGCGUAGAUACGAGAAGUCUUGCAUUCUUGGUGAGCCAAUCCUGUCCAACACAAGACAACCACAAAUAGUAAAUCAAUGGACGACACAUGCCUUAAGGGUAUACCGUGAAAUGAUUAUUGCUGGUGAGCAACCAACCAUGGACGUUGUUUCACAAAUUCUCGGAUGCUUGCGCUUCCCUAGUAAUCCUUCGGUGAAGGACAGACUUGUAGAAAAUCUGGACAUAACUGCCGACGACUCAACAAAACAUUCUUCUAACCUAUGUUCAUUGGUCGAUGGAUAUGGAGAGUACGAUCCCCGUGCCUUUUCAAUUAUAGAGGAAGGUGCUUCUUUUGGAAUUGUUCCGUGUUUAUCUUUCAAAGAAAGUCCAGUUAUGGUCGACGCCAAAAAGAUGGAUACUCGUAUUGCUGAGGUAUACAUAUUGGCUGUUUUCAGAGGUCUGAAGCACCGGCUUGCCGCUGGUGCCAAGUUGCCCAAUGUUACCAUUUUACUGCCUACGGAACAGGCAAAAAUCUUGAUUCCUGAACAGGAGAAGACAAUAAAACUUGCUGGAAGGGUUGCUCAAUCAGUUGCGUCGUUGCUGAGAAGGCUUGGAGUGCAUUAUCAAGGGAAUGAAUCUUACGGGAAGAUCAGAAUAAAUGGGAUCACUUUGAGACGAUGGUUUCAACCAAAGCUUGCUUCUCCUGCUUUCACCGAGAAACCUAACGAGUUCCAGCCCAAUCUCACUGGACUUUCGUUCCAAUCACGAAUAGGAAAGGGAAUCAGCCAUCAGCAGCGCGAUAUUCGAACCGGCAAUCUGUCAUUGGACUGAAAACACAGUCCGGACGACCCACUAGAACAGCUCGAAUUUCUCAUUUGGCAGCAUCAUUUUGACACCAGAGCUUAGCUACUCCACCUUCUUCAAGAACCAUCCCGGAUUGGUCUUGUCGCCCAUUUUCAGGCCAAAUGGUUUUCAUCCGUCUUCCUGCAAGAAUGCUGGAGUUGUUCAAGUUCCCGCGGCAUCAGGCAUUGCAAUAUCAUCAGGCUAGUUUCAGUUGUCUUCAUUUCCUGCAUCUUAUAGCUUCGAGAGCCUAGUUUAAAGCGUGGGGAAAAAGAAAGAGAAUCCGGAGCAUAUAUAGCGCGAUUUGUAUAAUAUAUAGUUCUUACAUACGCCUGUAGAACACCGGCAACUGAAAUAGGUUGUCGAUUUUGAAGAGAUCUGUUCAGUGUCUGAGCAGGAAACAAAAAAAAAAAAAAAGAAAAAAAAAAAGGAAGAAGAAGAAGCUCUGAUAGCAUUGUUGGACGAAAAAUAAAUCCGCUAUCAGUUUGUUACAAUCGAGACCACCUCCUGGUCAUCUUACGAUCCCCAGGAAGGCUCAAAAGAAUGUAGUGUGUAUUGCAUUCUAAGUAUACUUGUGUACUGUGUGUUUUUCUGUGAGAUUGAUGAUCUUUCAGGAUGAAGUGACGACGGCGAUGAAGUCGUGCUCGUGACAGGGGAUCGUCAGGGCACCUCGCGGCGGAUUGUAGCCGAACUCUUCCUCGGCUAGUUGAAGCAGCUCCAGGAACAGAGGGUUGCUGAGAAACGAGAUUGGAACUAUGAAUCUCUUCCUCUCCUCUUGUCCAACGUACACCGCAAUGUGUCCUUUGGGAACGCUCCUUGUCUCGCUCUGCCUCACCUUGGCAGAAGACCAAGAUCGCGAUGAUGAUGAUGACGACGACGAAGAUGAUGCUGAAGAAGAAGAAGAAUUCGAGGACUGUCUCUUCAGAAUGUCGAGAAUCCCCAUUUUUUUCGCGCUGUUGAUCUCGUUGUGUCGGCGGAGAACAGGAGGAUGAAGCUCUUCCCUUCUGGUGUUAGGAAAGGAGUAGACUUUUUGAGUUGGGAUGGAGAGAUGGUGAUGUGGGAAAAGCUAAAGGAGAAGGAGGAGAGUAUUUAUAUGAAGACAGGGACAGGAGUCGAAGCUUAAGGAAGAAGGGCGCAGUGGUUCAUGGGAAGAAGACUUGUAAUAUAAUUCACUAUCUGCAGAGACUUCUUCAAACCGCGCAGGAAGGAAGGGAUUCAACGGGUGCAUGCAUGAUAAUUGAUAUGGGCAUGGCCCCAUCUAGGGUCUCCAUUCGGGUUCGGUUUUUCGGGUUUACCCAAAACCGACGCGAUUAGAUACAUUUUUGGUUUUCGGGUUCGGGUUUUUCGGUUUCGGGUUCCGUCUGAAAACCUCCAAGGAAUAGAACUCAACCCGUAUUUCUAGGCAUUCGAGUUUCGGUUUUGCUUUAACCGAACCCGAACCCUAUAA